Messenger RNA from Terrapene triunguis (Three-toed box turtle), 1841 nucleotides. RefSeq names its product membrane primary amine oxidase-like. The annotation marks the transcript as partial. The transcript has 4 exons. Gene Ontology annotation, molecular function: primary methylamine oxidase activity; copper ion binding; quinone binding. NCBI's taxonomy places the organism in Eukaryota, Metazoa, Chordata, Testudines, Emydidae. Gene Ontology annotation, cellular component: plasma membrane. The record is from RefSeq and is a predicted model, not a curated record. Gene Ontology annotation, biological process: amine metabolic process.
UGGAGCUUUGCCUUUGGGGUGAACGUGAACACGGGGAUGCGUCUCUUUGACAUUAGAUUUAAGGGGGAGAGGAUUGUCUAUGAAAUCAGUGUCCAGGAUGCUAUAUCUGUCUAUGGGUCCAACUGUCCUGGAGGGAUGUCAACCAGGUACAUGGAUGGGAGCUUUGGCAUCGGGAGAUUCACAUACUCGUUAGUCCAGGGGGUUGAUUGCCCCUAUUCAGCCACCUACGUAGACACACACUACUUAGUUGAAACAGAGACACCUGAAAAGCAUAAAAACUCCAUCUGCAUUUUUGAGCAGAACACUGGGUCUCCUCUGAGGCGCCAUUACUCCAACUUGCAGUCCCUGUACUACGGGGGUCUGACCAACUCUGCUCUGGUCCUUCGGUCAGUUGCCACUCUGGGCAACUAUGACUACGUCUGGGACUUCAUCUUCUACCAGAACGGAGCGAUCGAGGCCAAAGUCCAAGCCACAGGCUACAUGACUUCGUCCUUUCUGUAUGGUGACGGUCUGGACUAUGGCAAUAGGGUUGGGGAUCACACCCUGGGGACGGUACACACCCAUUCCAUCAAUUAUAAAGUGGACUUGGACGUUGGAGGGGUGAAUAAUACUCUGGUGGCCCAUGACAUGGCAUUCGAGUCUGUGCAGGCUCCUUGGAGUCCAAAGCACCAGAUACAGCGCCCACGGCUCACCAAAGCGGUCCUGGACACCGAGGACAAGGCUGCGUUCCGGCUCCAUUCAAACAUGCCCAGAUACAUCUAUUUUGCAGCCAACAGUGAAAAUAAGUGGGGCCACCAGCGUGGCUACAGGAUCCAGAUUGUUAGCUUCACCGGGGAACAUCUGCCAGAAGCCAGUUUGAUGGAGCGAGCUAUCAGCUGGGGGAGGUACAAACUGGCUGUCACCAAACGGAAAGAGGAGGAGCCGACCAGUAGCAGUAUCUACAACCAGAACGACCCCUGGACGCCCACCGUGGCCUUCGCUGACUUCAUAGACAAUGAGACCAUCGUAAACGAGGACUUGGUUGCCUGGAUAACAACUGGUUUCCUUCACAUCCCACAUGCCGAGGAUAUUCCCAACACCGUGACGGUGGGAAAUGGAGUCAGCAUUUUCCUGAGACCGUACAAUUAUUAUGACAUAGACCCGUCCAUACACUCACCUGAUGGCGUCUUUUUCAGCAGUGAGCAGGACUCGAGUGUAUGUGAAGUCAACCAUAUUGCCUGCCUGUCCAAAAGUGCCUCAUGUUUACCAAUCCUCCCUCCGUUCACCUAUGACGGCUUCCAAAAUCUGACGAGACUGUAAGAGCUAUGGGCUGCAGGGUCUUUGGGUGGUAGAAGAAAUGAAUAUGAUGCACCAGAGGGACUACUCUGCUGAAAAAAUCUAUUUUAAUGAUGGAACUCUGUCUUCAAGUCCAUCUGUUAAUGAUGUUGUGUAGCUUUUUAUAUAGUAACUUCACUAUUACAAGGGGCUGUAUCUUUAAAGGGAAACAUAACAUUCUCAGUGCACUGCCAGGUUACAAUUUGCAUUAGUCUUUUUUAGAAUAACAUGUUUAAAUCCAGUCUGUCGCAUGGAGGGAGGCAGGGAGAAGGAGAGCCAAUUCUGUUCCUCUGAUAACAGUAAUAAAUACUGAGUAGUAACUGGCUCAGGUGAAAAUAAUGAAGCUUAAUUUUGGACCAACAUCAUCUCAAAUGCCUUAUUCUUAAACUGUUGCAUUGCCUGUGUCUACGAAGGCUGAAGGGGCUAAGAGUCUUAGCGUAAGCACAUGUGAAUAGCCGUAUCGGGUCAGACCAAUGGUCCAUCUAGUUCAGUAUCCUGUUUUCCAACAGUGGCCAUUCAGAGGGAAU